CCGAGGCGGACGAGAGGCCGGGCGGCGGGACUGGCGCGGGCAGCUGCGGGGACGGAGAAGAGCCUCUCGGAGGGGAGGGGAGAUGGCGGGCGCAGCGUCACCGGGCGCAGCGGCCCACAGGUACUGCACCGAAAGCGCCCGAGUGCAGGUGGGCCGGCCGGCCGUUUACGUGCUCCCCCUGAGGAAGGAAUCUGGGGCAGCGUCUUGCCUGACGUUGGGCGAAGGGAACCCGCACGUCCGCCACAAGGUGAUCAUGCUCAUCGGGGCCACGGGGUCCGGGAAGACCACGCACAUCAACCGGAUGGUCAAUUACAUCCUGGGCGUGCAGUGGGAGGAUCCCUUCCGAUUCAAGCUCAUCCACGAGGUGACCAGCGGAACCCAGGCCGACAGCCAGACGUCCGACAUCACGGCCUACGUGCUCAACCAUCAGGAGGGUUUCCAGAUCCCUUAUUCCCUGACGGUCAUCGACACUCCGGGGUUUGGCAGCACGAGAGGAAUCGAGGACGACAAGCUCAUCACCGAGCAGAUCCGGGUGUUUUUCUCCUCCGGGGGCGGUGCUGACUGCAUCCACGCGGUCUGCUUCGUGGCCCAGGCCUCCCUGGCCCGUCUGACGCCCUCCCAGAAAUACGUCUUUGACUCGGUGCUCUCCAUUUUUGGGAAAGACAUCAGGGACAACAUCCAAGUCCUGGCUACCUUUGCAGACGGACAGAUGCCUCCUGUCCUGGAGGCCAUCAGGAAAGCCGAUGUGCCGUGUGCGAAAGACACCCGUGGGGUCCCUCUUCACUUCGCAGUUAACAAUUUGGCGCUGUUUGCCGACAAUGCCCCUAAGGGUGGGGAGCAUCGCUUUGGACGAGAUAUCUGGAAAAUGGGUGGCAACAGCGUGAAGAUCUUCUUUGACUCGUUGGACAAACUGGAAACCAGAAGUCUGACCUUGACGAAGGAAGUCCUCCGGGAACGGAAAGAGCUGGCAACCGUCAUGGAGGGGGUCCGGUCCCAGAUCCAGGCCGGACUGGCCAAGCUGGAAGAGCUGUGGGAGACGCAGCUUGCCCUGGCGCAGCACCGGGAGGACAUGGCAGCCAACCAGGACUUUGAGUUCGAAGCGGAACGGACGGAGCUGGGGACUGAGAGGACAGACCCUUACUCAAACAACUGCCAUGCCUGCCAGGUCACCUGCUGCCACGCCUGCCAGGUGCCCUGGGGCAAUUUCCUCGGCUUCUGCUACGCUAUCGAUCUGGCCUCGGGAAAGUGCCGCGUCUGCCCUGGCCACUGCGAGUCCGUCCGCCACUCCCUCCAGAAGUACAAGUACAUCCGAAAAGUGAUCAGGGAGACAAAGACCUAUGAAGAGCUGAAGCUGCGGUACGACAGCGCCGCUGCCGAGGCGAUGACGGCGGAGAAGGUGCUGCGGUGCCUCCGGGAGGAGUACGAGCAGGUGCGGGCGGACGUGGCGGCGCUCAUCCAGCGGUCCUCCCAGAGCCUCCGGCGCCUGCAGGCCAUCGCGCUGAAGCCCAACCCGCUCUCCACGCCCGAGUACAUCGACCUGCUCAUCGUGUCCGAGGAGCAGGACCGCCAGCCCGGCUACCAGGGCAGGAUCCGCUCGCUGAGGGAAGUGCGCAAGGAGGCCGAGCUCAUCCAGAAGAUCGCCAGGAUGGAGCCACUGCUGCCCGAUGAGCGGGGCCUCCACUCGUGAGCCGGAGGGGGGAAGCGGGAGCCACUUCCGCCCAAGUUCCAGGUUGGCCGGGCGCUGCGUGGCUCCUCCUGCCUUCGCCUCUCCGGGGGAAGCCCCCAUUUGCUUCGGCCAGCAGCAGCUUCUUUCUAUUUUUUGCCGUGAAACCGAAA
Molecule: messenger RNA, 1836 nt
Organism: Varanus komodoensis (Komodo dragon)
Lineage: Eukaryota; Metazoa; Chordata; Lepidosauria; Squamata; Varanidae
Molecular function (GO): GTP binding
Source: RefSeq, a predicted model, not a curated record